UGCAGGCAUGCCAUUGCCAUGGCUGCACAUUACUCCCAUUGAUAGAAGUGGCAGAGAGCCGAGCUUGAAUGUAUUUCCCUCUCACCGGUAACCUUAAUUUUGAAUAUUCGUUUCCGCUAGCUACGCAGAUUACAAAUCUCUGAGAGUCAAUCGACGCAUUACUGCUAAAUACCAAAACGAACUGUCUAUCCAGAAAUUCUCUGCAACAACGAUGUCGUUUGAUGGAUUUCCUCCGUUCAUCUCUGCUCAGCUCCAGUACCUCCUCAACCACUUUCCUCACUCGAUAAAGGUUGAGCAGGUGUGGUCGGGUAGCAAGUAUUUUCCGGGAACUCUUGAUCGUUUCACGUUGCUCAUUCCCUAUUGCCUAGAUUAUCUCAAGUGGGACAUUAUAUACAAUGUAGAAUUCCCACUAGCUGCUCCAGAUGUUAUAUUUGGACCCGAAGAUGAAGAUUUUCAUCCAUUUCAUGUACUGGGAGCCGAGGGAGGAGAUUCAAGGUUAGUCAAGAACAGUUUGACUGAUUGGAACAACAAAGAUCCAACACGGCUUUUGACUCUCAUUGAGGAACUGAGGGAUAAAUACAUGUCCUACCAGAAGAAGCGUGUUGAAGAAGUUGAUGAUGAUCGCUUGAAGUUUGAAAUUAGCACUAUUUUAUCCAGGGAGGGGAUUGAAAUGCAUAUGAGCACAGGUGCUGAAAAGCUAGAGGAGGUUAAAUUUACAGUUCCUCUAAUGGACAUGAAUAUAAAUAAAAUGGUACUUGCAUGUCCUUGGAGACAUCCACAAAAGAUAUACUUACAGGUCGUAUAUCCUGUUGGUAGGAAGUAUGUAUCUGCUCCUUCAGCACCUCGUCUGAAAUUAAUGGCUACUUCUGAAUUGAAAUCUCUAUUUUCCAUUGAUGAUGUCAAACUUCCUCCAUGGCUGGAUGGAAUGUGCCUGGCUGAAUAUCUUCCUCAUCUAGAAGAACUCCUUCAGAGACAGGUCUCAGAGGCAGUUUCAUCAAUUGAUGUGAGGCGGCGAUUUAUUGAGGCAUUAGCCCCACUAUUAGGAAGGCCGCUAGAAGCUGAUCCGGUUUUUUGCAGAAAAGCUACAUUUCUUGCUACUUCUGGACCAUUUACAUUCCUGGUGCAUCUUUUCCUGUCAACCCAGUUUCCAAAACAACAGCCAUCGCUGAUGCUUCAAAGUACUCAGCAUUUCAAUGCUCAUGGAUCACCUGCCAAGUCCGCUCUUCUGACUGAUUAUCCAUGGAGUCCAAGAUGGGAAGUAUCUCAAAUGGCAGAGCGAGUCUUUGACUUUCUCGCGGAGGAGUCCCUAAACUUCAAAAAGUACUGCAACGAAUCUCAAGUUCAACACUAGAGCAGGAAUUUUAAUUGGCUGUAAUUGGACCCUACAUCAUCCAAGUCGUGUAAUCCUUGCCUCAUCGCAACUUUUUGUUGUUACUCUUCUAUGUCAUUGUGAAUUGGUGCUUGCUGCCCUUUGUGUUGUAAUCAGUUUAAUGCCUGAUGACAUUUUUUACUAUACAAGUUUAUUUUAUGUUAUUACAAUUGAAUUAUUGGGUCUAUUAUAAA
This is a messenger RNA of Jatropha curcas, 1563 nucleotides long. Its product is annotated as BRCA1-A complex subunit BRE-like protein. The record is from RefSeq and is a predicted model, not a curated record. Gene Ontology annotation, cellular component: BRCA1-A complex; BRISC complex. Gene Ontology annotation, biological process: double-strand break repair. Lineage: Eukaryota; Viridiplantae; Streptophyta; Magnoliopsida; Malpighiales; Euphorbiaceae.